Messenger RNA from Drosophila albomicans, 1171 nucleotides. RefSeq names its product myeloid differentiation primary response protein MyD88-like. Gene Ontology annotation, molecular function: Toll-like receptor binding; TIR domain binding. The record is from RefSeq and is a predicted model, not a curated record. The transcript is spliced from 4 exons. Bases 296 to 1171 code for a protein of 291 amino acids. Gene Ontology annotation, cellular component: plasma membrane. Lineage: Eukaryota; Metazoa; Arthropoda; Insecta; Diptera; Drosophilidae. Gene Ontology annotation, biological process: MyD88-dependent toll-like receptor signaling pathway; defense response to Gram-positive bacterium; innate immune response.
AGUUAGUUCUGCUUCUUGAUACGACGCGCAGUUCUCGUUGCUCAAGAGCUCAACAGCAAAUUUCAGUAAUUUUAUUCAUAAUUUCACACUCGCCGUCUCAACAUAUCGCGCUUAAAUUCUAUAAUCUAAUUAUGAACUAAUAAGUUCUUAAAGAUACAAUAUUCAAAUUAGAGAUACCAGAACUCUGAUACUUAAAUUUCUUUAAAGAAUGUUAAAGGAAUAUUCCAAUAUAGUUUAACGGAUAAACUGAGAAUACAGAAAAGAAUCAAGGUUAGCCUAAUAUAGUAAUAACAAAAUGGCAAACCAACCGUCCAAUCCCAGUGAAUUCAACCGAACACCGCUUUCGGAGCUCACAAACGAGACGAAGCUACAACUUUCCUGCAUGCUUAGUCGCAAAAAGGUUCUGCGCACCGAAGAUGGCUAUGAGCGCGAUUGGCGUGGCAUUGCCCAUCUGGCCAAAUUGACCAAUCUGAUCACUGAGAAUGUCUCUAAGCCCAUGGAUGCGGUGCUGAGCACCUGGAUCCAACACAAUCCGGGCACAGCUGAAGUUGGUUACCUGGAACAAUAUCUGGGCAUCAUUGAUCGCUGGGAUGUGCAGGACGACAUCAAGGAGUAUCUGAUUAAGGACACCGAACGUUUCAAUAUGAAGAAACAGCAGCGGGAACAAUUGCAGAACAACAACAGUGUGACUCAAUCCGUCAAUAUUCGAAACCAGCCAAGAUACAAUGCCUGUAUCCUUUAUGCAGAGGCAGACGUCAAACAUGCUAUGAAAAUUGUAGACAAACUAGAAAACCCUCCUUAUAAUAUGAAGCUCUUCAUGAAGCAUCGAGAUAUACCGCCGGAAGUUCCAUUCGAAUAUGACAAUUUUGUUGAGUUAAUGGCAAAUCGUUGCAAUCAUUUGAUAGUCCUCCUAACUGAGAAGUUUGUCGCUAGUCGCGAGAAUGCAAAUUUGAUGAAUUUUAUGGAGAAACUACAAAUUGAAAGAAGCAGUCGAAGGAUCAUACCAAUUCUGUAUAAUUCUAACAUAGAACUACCUAAGAUAUUAUGCUUAUACACAUGUCUUGAAUAUCGUCGUUCGCCGCUAUUCAGUUUCUGGGACAGGCUGGCCAGCUCAAUCGAAAUGAAUAUUUCUCAAAUUUACUACUCUGAUGAUAAUCGAAUCUCAAGAUAA